This is a messenger RNA of Haliaeetus leucocephalus (bald eagle), 1302 nucleotides long. RefSeq names its product V-set and immunoglobulin domain containing 10 (gene VSIG10). The transcript is spliced from 8 exons. The coding region runs from base 1 to 1302 and encodes 433 amino acids. NCBI's taxonomy places the organism in Eukaryota, Metazoa, Chordata, Aves, Accipitriformes, Accipitridae. The record is from RefSeq and is a predicted model, not a curated record.
AUGCGGUUCCCCGGCGGGACGCCGCCAGCCCGGUUCUUCCUCGCCCUCUGCGUCUGGAGGCUGGUGCAGCGCCGGGACGCCGCAGGAACAGAGGAAGUGGUCUUUGGGAAGGUUGGAGGAAGCAUCCUCCUUUUAUGCCGAAAUGUCUCCAAAGAAGCAACCGAGGUGGUCUGGUUUCAAGGGGAUCCGCACUCUUUCCCCCCACUCUUCUCCUCAAGGGUCACCUUCCCCCCGGACGUCCGUUUCUCCCUCGUUGACAACAGCUCUCUGCGCAUCACGGAGCUGCGUGUGCAGGACGAAGGCAACUACACUUGCAAAGAAGUGCUGAACAAGACGGACCAUGAGCACAGGGUCCGGCUCCUGGUAGCCAAUCCACCGCAUUCAACCCCAAAGUGCUGGGCUGAGACUUCCUCAUCGGGGCUGAUGCUGCAGCUGUUUUGCAGCUGGCCUGGGGGGUACCCCCACCCCACCCUGCACUGGAGAGAAGAGGGGCAUGAUCUGGAGAACUCAACCUGGGUCAUCAGCUCCACGAGCUCCUCGGACACCCACGUGGAAACGCUGAACAGCUCCCACCUCUCCCACCGCAAAGUGUUCAAGUGUGUCGGGAGCCAUGUCGUCAAGCAGGAGCAGCCUGCAUGCACCGUGGAGAUAAAAAUCCCUUCACUGGAGUCGGAGCCCCCAAAGACCUGCUUUGUGGGUGACAACGUGACCCUGACAUGCCGUGUGACUGAGAGCACCCCGGCAGCGAGGCUCACCUGGCUGCGCGGCAUCACCCAGCCAGAGGUGGAGAUCCAACCCGGAGGGAGGUACCUCAUUGCCCAGGAGGGCAACGUGUCCCGGCUCACCAUCCGGAACUGCUCCCAGGGCACUGACGGGGGUUGUUACGUCUGCAAGGCACAGAACCCUGUGGGACUGAGGGAGUUGUUCGUCUGCCUGACAGUGAAGCAGCCGGUGAACAUCGUCGGGGUCGUGGGUGCAGUGGUGGUCCUGUCCCUGCUGGCUAUUCUCACCGUCACCGGGAUCGUCUUGUACUACAAUCCCCUCUUGUGCCUGAGAGGUGCUGCAUUCAGGAAUCAGGACUCGGGUGAUAUCUUAGUGCUGGUGGACUCAGAAGAUGACGAGGAGGGGAAGGGGGAAGAAGAGACCAUAAGCAGUUCCACCAAGCACGAGGCGAUGGCGCUGGUCAAUGGGAACAGUGUCCAGACUGCUUACCUCAACUGCCUUACGGAAGGUGACGAUGGCGAGCAGCACGGCGGGGGCUCUCCACAGGAAACAAGGGAAGAAGAGACACGAGGCUCAUAG